Messenger RNA from Rotaria sp. Silwood2, 1449 nucleotides. Lineage: Eukaryota; Metazoa; Rotifera; Eurotatoria; Philodinida; Philodinidae. The record is from the annotation of a GenBank genome assembly.
AUGCGGUAUGCUCGUUGUGAACGUUAUUCGAAAGGUGUAUUAAAUUGUAAUGAAGCUAUUCGUUUAAGUCCAAAACUUGUUCGUGCUUAUCUUUAUCGUGGUUGUUUAAAAUAUUCUCUUCGUCUUUAUGAUCAUGCUAUUAAAGAUUUAUCAACAGCAUUACAAAUCGAUCCAUCGUGUUCACAUGCAUAUUAUAAUCGUGCAUUAUGUUAUGUACGUCGAGGAAAUCUUUCUUUUGCAUUAAAAGAUUUUGCUAUUGUUUUAUGUCUUGUAUCAACAAUAAAAAAUAGUAAAACUCAAUUACUUGAACUUGAAACAUAUGUUAAUCGAGGUUUAUUACAAUAUGAACAUAAAGAUUUUGAAAAUGCAUUAAUUGAUUUUGAAUAUGCACUACAAUUAGUAUUAAUAUCUAAUGAUGAACAAAGAAUUCAAUCACUUAAACAUAAAUUAAUAUAUACUAUUGGACAAUGUUAUCAUCGUUUAGCACAAUUUGAUAAAGCUAUUGAACAAUUUACAUCAUCUGAAAUAACUGAACACGCUAUAAUAGAUAUGAAUUAUCGACAUGAUUUAUGGAUAGCUCAAGCUAAUGUUUAUAUGGAUAUAGGUGAUGAUAAAUCGAAAUUAAAAGCAACAAAAUUAUUUGAAUUUAUACUUCAUGAAAAUCCCUUACAUGAAAAUGCACGACUUAAUCUUGGCUAUUGUUUUCGACAACGUGGUUAUUAUCAACGAGCUUGGAUACAAUUUUCAGCUAUACUUUAUCUUAAUCCAUCACAUGUACGUGCACUUGAAGCUCGUGCUAUUGUUUGUCUACAAAUGAAUCAUCCAACAGAAGCAUUUAUUGAUCUUAAUCAAGCAUUACGUUUUCAACCGUCAUCAGCUCAAUUACUUACAAAUCGUGGUGUUAUUCAACAAUUUUUAGGUGAUAAUAGAAAUGCUAUGUGUGAUUAUCGUGCAGCUAUGCUUGCUGAUCCAAAUAAUGCAUUUGCACAUUAUAAUGCUGGAAAUAUACUUAUGUUUCAUGGACAAUUUUCACAAGCUGUUACUUUAUUUGAUCGAGUUUUAGAAAUAAAUCCACGAGAUGAAGCCGCAUUAACAAAUCGUGCUAUUGCUAAAGUUGUUUUGAAACAAUAUAAUAGUGCACGUGAAGAUCUUGAACAUGCUUUACGAAUUUCACCAUUGAGUGCACAUAUUCAUGUAGAUCUUGGACAACUAUUAUUAACAGUGAAUGAAUCAUAUGAAGCAGAAAAACACUUUUCAAGAGCUUUACAAAUUCGUCCAUGUGAUCCAGUUGUAUAUAAAUGGCGAGGUGAUGCACGAUCGAAACAAGAUGGUAAACGACAAGAAGCUUUGGAUGAUUAUCGUACUUGUGUUGAACUUAAUGAUGCAUUACAAUUAGCACGAAAACAUGGACUUAUUAAAGCACCAACUAAAACCAGGCGAAGAUUAUGA